AUGGCUAUUGCAGAUUCCGAUUCGGAAGAAGAAGAAGUUCGGGAGAAAAUGGAGUCCGAUGUGAAGCAUAUGGCUCUCAAGGUUUCCGAUUACAGGAAAAGCCUAGCGGAUAAUCUGAAGAACACUUUCGAUUCUGCGAUUUCUUCUCGUAGACUCGAUUUAUUCAUCAUCGAUUCCGAAUCAGAAGAAGCUGUUGUGUUAAGAGCUGGAMCACAUUUAGGAACUGAAGACCAAGAGUCUCGACACAGAUAUGUUCAACUCAAGGAAGCAGUUUGCGCAAACGUCGCCACAAUGCCUCUAGUUGUAAAGAGAAUGCGAGUGUGUAAAGAGAGCAUAAAAAUUUCCAAUUCUUUGAAUGGAACUAUACACCCAGCUUUCACAAGGCGAAAAGGUAACUGA
Messenger RNA from Arabis nemorensis, 399 nucleotides. NCBI's taxonomy places the organism in Eukaryota, Viridiplantae, Streptophyta, Magnoliopsida, Brassicales, Brassicaceae. The record is from the annotation of a GenBank genome assembly.